This is a messenger RNA of Elephantulus edwardii (Cape elephant shrew), 1944 nucleotides long. RefSeq names its product suprabasin (gene SBSN). NCBI's taxonomy places the organism in Eukaryota, Metazoa, Chordata, Mammalia, Macroscelidea, Macroscelididae. The record is from RefSeq and is a predicted model, not a curated record. Bases 1 to 1944 code for a protein of 647 amino acids. The transcript is spliced from 6 exons.
AUGCAUCUUACCAUUUUUGUCAGAUCCUGCUUCCUCCUACUGCUAUUGGGGGCCCUUCCUGGAUGGGCAGCCAGUAAUGACCCCCUUGAGAAGGUCAUUGAUGGGAUCAACCGAGGCCUGAGCAAUGCAGAGAGAGAGGUGGACAAAGCCCUAGAAGGCAUCAACCAAGGAAUCACUAAAGCUGGAAGGGAAAUGGAAAAAGUUUUUCAUGGACUUAGUAACAUGGGCACCCAUGCCAGCAAGGAGAUUGACAAAGGUCUCCAUGGGCUCAACAACGGCUUGGACAAGAUAGCCCAUGAUGUCAACAGUGGCGUCGGAGAAGCAGGAAAAGAAGCAGAGAAGUUUGUCCAUGGGGCCAACAACGCUGCUGGACAGGUUGGGAAGGAGGCAGCCGAAGUGACCCACGGGGCCCAUCAUGGGAUCAACCAGGCGGGAAGUGAAGCAGGGAGGUUUGGCCAGGGGGCCCAUCAUGCCUUAGGACAGGCAGGGAGUGAGGCUGGGAGGCUUGGCCAGGGCGCCCACCAUGUCUUAGGACAGGCAGGGAGUGAGGCUGAGAGGCUUGGCCAGGGGGCCCACCAUGCCUUAGGACAGGCAGGGAGUGAGGCUGGGAGGCUUGGCCAGGGGGCCCACCAUGCCUUAGGACAGGCAGGGGGUGAGGCUGGGAGGUUUGGUCAGGGGGCUCAUCAUGCCUUAGGACAGGCAGGGAGUGAGGCUGGGAGGUUUGGCCAGGGGGCCCACCAUACCUUAGGACAGGCAGGGAGUGAGGCUGGGAGGUUUGGUCAGGGGGCUCAUCAUGGGGCCUAUCAUGCUUUAGGACAGGCAGGGAGUGAGGCAGGGAGGCUUGGCCAGGGGGGCCACCAUGUCUUAGGGCAGGCUGGAAAUGAGGCAGGGAGGCUUGGUCAGGGGAUCCAUCAUGGAGCCAAUGAAGCUUGGAAGGAAGCAGAGAAGUUUGGUCAGGGUGUCCACUAUGCUGCUGGACAGGCUGGGAAGGAACUAGACAAGUUUGGCCACAGUAUUCACCAUGCUGCUGCACAGGCUGGCAAAGAUGGAGACAAAGUGGUCCAAGGAAUCCAUCAUGGAGCUAACCAGGUUGGGAAGGAAAUGGAGAAUUUUGGUCAAGAUGUUCACUAUGCUGCAGGUCAGGCUGGGCUAGAGACAGAGAAAGUGGUUCAGGGUGUUCAUCCUGGAGUCAAUCAGGCUGGCCAGGGGGUCCAUCAUGGGGUCAACGAGGCCUGGAAGGAGACAGAGAAGUUUGGCCAGGGGGUUCAUGAUGCUGUUGUGCAGACUGGGAAAGAGGGAAGAGACAAAUUGGCUCAUGGGAUCAAUCGUGAAGUUAACCAGCCUGGGAAGGAAGUGGGAAAGUUUGGCCAGGAUGUUCACCAUGCUGUUGAACAGGCUGGAAAGGAGACAGAGAGUGUGGUCCCAGGGGUCCACAAUGGGGUCCACCAGGCCGAGAAGGAGGCAGAGAAACUUGGCCAAGGUGUCCACCAGGCUGCUGGCCAGGCUGCAAAGGAAGCGGAGAAACUUGGCCAAGGUGUCCACCAAGCUGCUGGCCAGGCUGGGAAGGAGGUGGACAGGUUGGAGCAGAAUGUUCAUAAUGGGGCCAACCAAGCCGGCAAGGAGGCCAAUCAGCUGCUGAAUGGCGGUCAUCACGGCGGAUACACCGGCCAGCACGGAGGGGCCGGAACCACAACAGUGACAUCUGGAGCCUCAGUCAACAAGCCCUUCGUGGACUUUUCAGUUCUGUGGAGGUGCUGUGCAGACCCCUGCUCAAGGCUGAGUGGUGGGGGAGCUGAUGCAGACCCGCCCAUCAUGGGAGGCCGUGAGCUCACAGGCACGUGCUCUCUCCAAGGCUGGGUAAACACGCCCGAGGCCGCUCCCUCCCUUGAUUCUCCCUCCUACUCGCUCGGGGGCGGGGGCGGGCGGCUACACUAUAAGGAGUAG